Molecule: messenger RNA, 2063 nt
Organism: Chara braunii
Lineage: Eukaryota; Viridiplantae; Streptophyta; Charophyceae; Charales; Characeae
Source: the annotation of a GenBank genome assembly
GGCGGAAGAUGACAGAGCUGUCGAGGACGCCAUUGUGCCCAUCCUCGCGUGUGCUCUUCAACUCGGCGAGGAUGCGGUUCGGAUUUUCGAGGACAUCUGCAGCAGGCCAUAGUGGACGGGGAAGCGUGUGAUGCAUGACAUUUUUUAGGGUGGCUACUGUGAUGACAGUGCAUCACAGAAGAGGCGUAAGUGUACCAGUUGGCAAUGGCCCGGGAUAGUGACCGUUUGUGAUUUGAUGCCUCGCAAUCCGCCUCGUUGGUGGGUGAUGCAUCGCACAGGUGGUGCAUGGAAGGACCUCGAGGUGACCGACGACGCUGAAGACGACUAUUACGUCACCCUGUUGCGCAUGCGGAGAUCUACCUUCAACCGCCUUCUUCGCGUGCUCGCACCACAUCUGGAGAAGCAGGUCACCAGGUGGAGGAAGCCUUUGCCACCCGCACAGGUGUUGGCUUAUGCAUUGCACCGUUGGGCACAUGGCGACUCUAAUCUCAAUAGCUCAUGGACAUACGGGAUGGGAAAAACGAGCGGGCUACGUGCGGGGCGUGAUGUUUCCAAAGCUAUCAUACGUUGUUUUGGAUCGGUGAUUGGGUUUGGAACGUUCGAGGAGCGGCAUCGCCGGAUGCAGAAGUUCACUGCGCUUGGUUUUCCAAACUGUUGGGGGUGCAUUGAUGGCACUCAUGUCUUCGUCGACAAACCCAAGAAGAAGGACGGAGACGAAUUUAUGGGCGGUCACAAGCGAAGGUUCUCCAUCGUCGCGCAGUCGGUGUUCGAUACAGACUUGCGCAUUCUAGACCUGUGUUAUGGAUUUCCAGGCACUGUAGCGGACGGGCGUGUCCUGCGGAAUUCGUCUCUGUGGCGGAGGGGCGUGUCGGGGGAGCUGUUCACACAGGACCCCGAGGACUCGACCAGGCACUUGCGUCCCGAAAUUCCCGGAGUCCCGGGGGGAUACCUGCUUGCCGACGCAGGGUAUCCCACAUUGGCCUGGCUCGUGGUCCCUUAUGGGCACAGCUAUGUGGACCCGCGCACCAAAAUAUUCGAUAGUCGACACAAGGUUGUUCGCUCACUUGUGGAACAGGGCAUUGGGCUCUUUAAAACGCGGUUCCAGUAUUUCUACAGGCCGCACGUGUGUGAUUUGAAGAUCGAGGGGGAUGAGUUUUGGGCUGCUUGUAUAGUGCACAACCUGCUUCAGGCGUGGGGUGAUCUUCCAGAGGAGUACGUCCCGCCGCCAGAUGCCGGGAGUGAAACACAACCUCCUCCGAGUCGAGCGGUGGCAGGAGAGCUGCGUGUAAGUGAACACGUGUCUCCAUUCAAUCAAGGUGGUCGAUUAUGGCGAAGGCUGGAGGAUGCAGCUCGUCGACGGGUUUGGGGAGCACGGGGGUGGAUAGAGAAGUGGAUGAGUGCGCAUCAGGAGUUGCAGGUCCUGCAUAGAUUCCUUGUCAAGUGGGGAGAUGACAUCACGGUCGUUCUGAAAGACGGUGGGGAGAAGUGGCGAACGGAGCACAACCAUAGCCAUUACUGCGCAAGGAGAUGGUGCAAGGCGGUUGGCAGUCGACUGCGGCAAUCUCGCCUGAAUGUGUGUAACUGUUGCAACGAUGUCGUGGAUAAGCUUUCCCAGUGGAGGAGCGAAUACAUGAAAUUCACGAAGUUGAUUAAUGCGUUGAAGGACCGCAAUGACGAGCUGCAGUGUGAGCUCCAGAAAGCGCGCGAGCAGCAUGCGUACCUGGAAACACAGCUGCAAGAUGCCAUCGCCGCCAUCGCAGAGGCCCGUGAUCAACGGGAUCUCGCAUGGCACUGUUACGAUGAGCAAUUCGCCGAGAUGACUUCCGAUGGGCCGUGUGAUGUCGACGCCCUGGCGGAGGAUGUGCACGUUGUGACGCUUGAGGAUGGAGGAGACGGUGCUGCACCUUCAGGCGACGAAGGACACGUGGCGAAGUGCACCAGAUGCAAGUCAUUGCAGACGAAAGUCGAAGAGCUCGGAGUGAAGCUGGAGGGUAUGCGGUGGGCGAACACCCUACUACAGGAGCCUCCCUCAUUUUGGAAUGAAGUCUUCGAGGACUGAAGAU